Messenger RNA from Striga hermonthica, 1593 nucleotides. The record is from the annotation of a GenBank genome assembly. NCBI's taxonomy places the organism in Eukaryota, Viridiplantae, Streptophyta, Magnoliopsida, Lamiales, Orobanchaceae.
AUGGAUGAAUUCUCUUCACUAAUUAGCCUGCCAUUUAAGCUAGGAAAUUUGAUUACUGAAGACAAGUCUUUCAAUAGCCAUGUCGAGAGUGCAGGGAUCGAGCUGGUAACCGGCUCGAUAACUAUUUUGCCCGAAAAGUCCAUGACGAAACUGCCUUUGGUGCCCGUUAUUGCCUUUGAGAAUAAAAAAUCCAAAUAUAACGUCCCACUGAAUGGAGUAGUCGUGAAAAUCGAGUCAAGCUUUGACAUGUCUAGCAUUGGUGAAGAUGAAAGUGGUAGUUUUGUGGUCGUUAAUAAUGCAGUUAACAAGGAAAUCGAGAAAGAUGAUCAAACGGGCCUCGUUGGUGGCCCAUUAGCCACCAUUGUAGAUUCUCCAUACACAAUGAAUGAUGCUAUUGGGGAGACUAGUUCUGGUCCAAUUUCAUGUAAUAACUUAGAUGAGAUUGACAAUAUAAUCAUUUGUCGAAAUAUCAUCAAGAAAUCGGACUCAUGGGUCGGGAUAGCUGAGGAUCUUUCUGUGGAGAAGACUCGUGAGGCUGUGCCUAAGAGAACAUUCUCAGCGUCCCUUGUUGAGGUCCCGCAAGAAAGUAAAAUGAUUAAACAUAAUCUGCCUCUAAACGCUCUGCCACUUUGGGGCUUGACUUCUAUUUGUGGAAGGAGGUCAGAAAUGGAAGAUUCAGUUGUGGCUCUACCAAGAUUUCUCAGCAUCCCUUCUUGUAUGUUAAGUGACAACCCGGUUUUCACUUCUGUGCAUAAAGAUUUAACGGGCCAUGUUUUCGGAGUUUUUGAUGGGCACGGUGGUUGGCAGGUUUCUGAUUACUGCCGAGAGUAUAUGCAUCUAGCUUUGGCAGACGAGGUUCGUGUAGCCAGAGAGAAAUUGCCGGCUGAAGUUUUCGGGCAUAACUUGAACGAGCAGUGGCUCAAGAUAUUCCGUAACUGUUUCAAGAGAUUAGACGAUGAGGUCGGAGGAUUUGCUCGAGGCAAUGGGGAAAGUGAUGAUUCUCCUGUUAACCCUAUUGCGCCCGAUUCUGUGGGGUCCACAGCUGUGGUUGCAGUUGUUUGCACCACGCAUGUUAUCGUGGCAAAUUGUGGUGAUUCGAGAGCGGUUUUGAACCGGGGGAAAGUGCCGGUACCAUUGUCUGUUGACCAUAGACCAAAUAGAGAAGAUGAGUGUGCAAGGAUCGAAGGUUCGGGCGGGAAGGUCAUUAAUUGGGAUGGGCCCCGUGUUUCGGGUGUGCUUGCUGUGUCUAGGUCCAUUGGUGAUAGACACUUGAGGCCUCAUGUGAUUGCCGAUCCAGAGCUUAUGAUCGUCCCUCGAACAAAAGAAGACGAGUGCCUCAUUCUAGCUAGCGAUGGUCUAUGGGACGUGAUGACAAACGAGGAGGCUUGCGAUUUGGCGCGAAAACGGAUUCUACUCUGGCACAAGAAGAACGGGCCCACUCUCCCCCAAGAACGAGGGCACGGCGUUGACCCCGCGGCCCAGGAUGCGGCUGAUUAUCUCUCGCGUUUUGCUCUCCAAAGGGGGAGCCGAGACAACAUCUCGGUCAUCGUGGUAGAUCUGAAAGCUCAAAGGAAGUUCAAAAAGAAGAUGUGA